AUGUUUUCCUCUCUGCUGCGACCCAAGCAGAGCAAUCGCAGCCGUCGCAUCGACCGCCUUCACGAUAGGCAUUCGCCGUCCCCUGGACCGGCUUAUCGCCACUACGGCACCGGACGACACCCCUCGGCUGACUUCACCGAGGCCGACGAUGAUGAAGAGGAGGAAGACGAGGAAGAGGACGAUGGCGUAGGCCAAUCCGGCGACGAUCAUGACGAUAACGACGGCCUCGACGACGAGGACCAGCCCAAUCGCUCCCUGCCCGUCCUGCCUCUCUUCUCAGAGACGUAUCUCGACUCCUUACCUAUAUACAGCAUUACCCACGCAAUCCGCAUCAUCAUCCAGACCCGAACCGAAACGACGUUAACAUGGGACCAAAUACGCUCGCCGCAGGUCUCUCAGUUCCUGGUCAAGCCUAUGCAGCAACAGAUCAGGACUGCGCAGUUUAACCGCGCGACCCUGUACUGUCUCAUGGCCAACUGUUUGCAGUUCAACAAGGAGGGCCAAAUGUACCCGGGCAAUGCUGGGACGAGUUACACCAGGGCUCUGGUGUGCGAGUUGCUUGCGCUGAAGCUCCUGAAGGAAUACAACACCCGCGAACUGAUCGACGCCCUUUCGUACGACUUCUACCCUCUCCAAGGUCUCCCCGGAGCCCAGCCAGCCAACGCGCCGAAAAACGACGUGAAGAACAAGGCUCGCCUCACGGCCGCCCGAACCUCGACUCUUGAAGUUGCCAUUCGUGCCUCGGCCAAGCACUUUUUGGCCCACCCACUGGUUGUGCAGCAGCUGGAGGCCAUUUGGAACGGAGCCAUCAGCUUCUACUCGUCGCAAGACAGUUUACAUCGCGACCCCCCACCCUCUCCGGUUCAAGGCCAGCCAGAUGCGAGAACGCCUCUUUUAGGAGCACCGAGUCAAAAGGAGGGACUGCCGAACCAUACCACGGCUGGAAGACGCAGCGUCAUUCUCUAUGAUCCUCGUCAGGCGUCUCUGUUCAAGCUAUCUCGUUUACGAGUUCCUCGCUACAGAUUCUUCCUCUCGACGCUAUCGCUGCUCGUCCUCAUUGGCUUGUUCCUCGCAGUCCUCGCUCAGCGUUCAGCUCGUAUCAGCUCGUUGGAGCUGAUCUUUUGGUUUUGGAGUGCCGGGUUCAUGCUGGAUGAGCUUGUCGGGUUCAACGAGCAGGGUUUCUCGCUUUACAUCAUGAGCUUCUGGAACGUCUUCGACCUGGGGAUCCUGGUUUUGCUGAUUGUCUACUACUUCAUGCGUGUGUACGGCGUGUUCCUUGUGGACCCGAAGCAUUGGAAUGACUCUGCGUACGAUGUGCUUGCCGCGAAUGCCAUUCUGCUGCUGCCCCGUAUCUUCAGCGUGCUGGAUCACUACCAGUACUUUUCCCAACUGCUCAUCGCGUUCCGUUUGAUGGCAGUUGACCUAGCGGCGGUCGCCAUUCUCAUUCUCAUAGCAUGCAGUGGGUUUUUCGUCUUCUUCACACUCGCCGACAGCAACAACGAUGCGGCAGACAUCGCCUUCAAGAUUUUCCAGCUUUUGAUGGGCUUCACUCCGGCUGCUUGGGACGUAUGGCCUACAUACAAUUGGCUUGAGAGGGGCCUCAUGGCUUUCUUCCUAAUUCUUUGCCACUUCGUUGUUGUCACAAUUCUCAUCACAGUUCUGACCAACUCAUUCAUGAAGAUCGCUUCCAACGCCAGGGAGGAGCAUCAGUUCCUCUUCGCCAUCAACACGAUCUCCAUGGUCAAGAACGACGCCCUGUUUUCCUACGUCGCACCAGGAAACAUUUUCGCGUGGUUGCUCAUGCCGCUGCGGUACUGCAUGCCCCUGAAGCAUUUCGUCCGACUGAACAGAACCAUCAUCAAGGUCACGCAUUUCCCUCUGCUCUUCUCCAUCUUCCUCUAUGAGAAGUAUUGGCUUGCGCCGUCAAUGUUCGAGCCCACGGAUCUCGUGGAAAACCAAUUCCACAGCCGUGACAGGACCAUCUCUUUCGCCGACCCAGCCGCUCGCUCCGCUUUGUUCAGCCCCAAUGUGCGGGUUCGCGAAGAAUCGGUCACUGGCUACCAGAAAGACCACGCGCUGGAAGAGGUGUUCCGGCGCGGACCCGGAAUCACCACUCUGCGAAACCAGAGGCGUAACGAGCGAAGGAAAACGCAGCACAUCAGAAAUUGGAUGGAUCAGAAUGAUGAGGCGGAUGGUGCGUCCCCUCAGGUUGGUCAAUGGUCUACGAUGGAUGGCGGUCAAAGCAUCCGACCAGACUGGCAUAGGCGGCUGAGUCUGACGAGGGAGCUUCGAUCGCAGAGAUCUCGUCAAAUAUCAGAUAUCAGAUCUGCCGCGAGCGAUCCUGCAGAUCUUCUGUCGCAGCCCGCCAUCGGCUCUUUCUUCCGGGGUAUAGCCGCGGCAACCAAAGCGAAGGAGGAAGAGAACCAGCAGACGGACGCAGACGGAGACGACGAGCUCGUCACGAACGACGAGGAAGAAGAGGAGGAUGUCGCCACGAACGCAGGCGAAAGUCGUGGGGUGCCGAUCAUCCACCAAACCCAGAUUGACGACUACUUCACCACGGUACCUUUGUCUAAGCGAUUCAGCGCUCCUCCUCAGACAUCGUCAUCUGUGGGUUCAAGCGGACGGCCGUCCAUACCGGCAACCCCUCGCUCUGCACGCCGUAUGCCUCACAGCCGGACCAUGUCGACUAAUACGAUCCUCUACGCCCCGCAGGAAUUGCGACGGCCACCUAGCUCGUCCUCUCAUUCCCCCGACCCGCCUCCGACUCGCGCGCGUGUGCAAAAUGGUCGAACCGCGGUCGUCGAGCCGGCCGUUGCUAGCGGCCACCGCUCACCACGCCGCCAAACGUACGUAACGACGAACACACGACCUAGGCCCAUCAUGCCGCCUCGGGACGCGACACAAACCGCGCCGAACCGUGCGGGCCUGACGGGCAUCGACCAGCGGCUUCGCCCGAACCAGAUGAGGCGACUAUCCUCGGUUGACAUGAGCAUCUUGUCAGAUAACAUUGCACCUGACGACCCCACCGGAGGCAUGCCGUCGAGCUUCCAGACGCAAAUGGCCAUGGCCUUGAUGAAGGACGCACGAAUGGGCGGAGCAGGACGCGGCCAGGACACCGGCGACAGCAACCGCAUGAGCAAGCUUGUGCUUGCACGAAUGAAGACUUUGGAAGAAAGUUUCGCCGACGUGGCCAGGGAGCUGCGCGGGCUCAAGACGAACUCGAACUCGACUGCGCCGACCACCCGCCGUAACUCGUCCGGCGAGGAGUUGCAGAAAAUUUCGGGUCUCGCGAGCCCGGACGUGAGAAAGGAGGGCGGGGGCGGCGACAGACCCAAGAUGGUCAGAAGGACUACCGGGAAGCGCCCCCCCAGCCGCAAGAGCAUGUUGGAGCCCAAGGUGGGCUUGCUGAGCGCGAAGGCAAAGGGCAAAGAGGUCGCGCACUCGUCGGGCGACGAAUCCGACAGCGAGAGCCUGGCGCCGACGAAGCGAAGCUCUAUGUAA
Molecule: messenger RNA, 3504 nt
Organism: Colletotrichum karsti
Lineage: Eukaryota; Fungi; Ascomycota; Sordariomycetes; Glomerellales; Glomerellaceae
Product: cation channel family
Exons: 5
Coding region: 1-3504 (1167 amino acids)
Biological process (GO): transmembrane transport; monoatomic ion transport
Cellular component (GO): membrane
Molecular function (GO): monoatomic ion channel activity
Source: RefSeq, a predicted model, not a curated record